This is a messenger RNA of Ascoidea rubescens DSM 1968, 540 nucleotides long. RefSeq names its product cytidine deaminase (gene CDD1). Gene Ontology annotation, cellular component: cytosol. The transcript has a single exon. Lineage: Eukaryota; Fungi; Ascomycota; Saccharomycetes; Ascoideales; Ascoideaceae. Gene Ontology annotation, molecular function: zinc ion binding; cytidine deaminase activity. The coding region runs from base 40 to 501 and encodes 153 amino acids. The record is from RefSeq and is a predicted model, not a curated record.
CUGCUUUUGUUACCAUCAGAGAUAGAUUUUGCUCUCAAGAUGCCUGAGCACAAAGAAUUAUCUGACCAAUUAUUUCUCGAAUUGAAAAAAAGAACGAUUCAAGCAAAAGACUUGUCAUAUUCACCUUAUUCUAAAUUCAAAGUUGGAUGUUGCAUUUUGGCUGAUACAAAUAAUGAUACUGGUAACGGGAACACAGUGUGGUUUGUUGGAGCAAACGUUGAGAAUGCCAGCUAUGGCGCCUGUAUUUGUGCUGAAAGAUCAGCAAUUAUUCAAGCUGUUAUGAAUGGCUAUAAAAAAUUCAAGGCAAUUGGAGUCUCGACUAUUUCGACUGAAAUUUCCUCUCCUUGUGGUAUAUGUCGCCAAUUUAUCUAUGAAUUUUCUAAUGGUAAGGAUAUUCCUAUUUAUUUAUUUAAUGACGAUGGUUCAAAAUUUAUCAAAGUCUGCUUAUUUGAAUUGUUACCUUUAGGUUUUGGUCCUAGCGAUUUAGAUGUUCAAGUAUAAUUAUGAAAAUUAAUAAUUUUUUUUUAUUUUUUUUCUUAA